Messenger RNA from Ipomoea triloba (trilobed morning glory), 369 nucleotides. RefSeq lists its product as uncharacterized. Gene Ontology annotation, molecular function: nucleic acid binding; RNA-DNA hybrid ribonuclease activity. Lineage: Eukaryota; Viridiplantae; Streptophyta; Magnoliopsida; Solanales; Convolvulaceae. The transcript has a single exon. Bases 1 to 369 code for a protein of 122 amino acids. The record is from RefSeq and is a predicted model, not a curated record.
AUGGUUGAAGCUAGGGCCAUUGCGAAAGGCCUUCAGUGGGUGUGGAACAGAGGUAUUCGUGAUCUUGAAGUCCAGAUUGAUGCGACUGAAGUUCUGAAUUGGAUCACUGACCAUACUAUGCUCAGAGGUCCUGCUCGGGUGAUUGUUGAAGACAUCCGUGGUUGGCAAAUGAGAUUCAGGAAGUUGGUUCUUCGAUCAAUCUUCCGCGAACAGAACAUUGCGGCUGAUCGACUGGCUACCAUUAGGAGCUCUCAAGAGACAAAUUGGAAAGACCACAUUGAUCCUCCUGUCGGGCUGAAUGAGAUUCUCACUGAUGAGAUGAUGGGCAUUCCUUGCAUGCGCAUGGUGGUUUGCAAUAACCAUGCUUAG